AAGGUUGUCUACCUAUACGCAUGGGUCGAGCAGCCACGAUGUCGCAUAUGUACCUCACAUGGAUACUCUCGGACGCUAGGCAACAACGAUUUGAUCCUGUGAAUUCCCCGGCUGAAUGAACAGUCUAUCUUUCGCUAGUCUAGGAGAGAUGGAUUAGUUGAGAUGUGCGCAUGUUACCCGAGUUUGAACAAAGUAAGAAAAAUGAAAACAAAAUUAUGGUCAUUUCGUUGCUUAAUUUGUUACACAAGUAAGCCAUAGCGCUGCAACACUCUCUUUAUGUCUUCCAUGGAACACUGCCCAUUCUCUUCCUCAACCUAAAGAUACUCCGUAUUACCUUUCAAUCCUCUGGAGAUCUUGAAAUGGAAGGCCCGGUUCCGAAUCUGGUGUUCUAUGGAGUGGUCUCAUGGUCGACAGCCUUCGUGCUGAUCCGAAAGAGUCUUCCCAACUUCUCGUUCAAUUUCUGCAACCGCGUGGUCUCGACUGUUCACGCAGUUGUUGCUGUCAGCUUGGCUUCAAUGUCCGUUGAAGAUUGGAGGUCUCCAAUCUCUCCCCUGGCCUCGAAGCCGUCUCCUCGCCAGGUCUUUGCAAACGGUAAUAUUACAACUCUCAACCUGAGUCACGGAACAUCGAAUGUCUAUGGAGGUAGCUCUCGCUGCGAGCCUUUCGUAUCUGAUCUACGAUCUGUUCUGCUGCCUAUUCGACAAGCGAGUCAGUGUGGACAAUGCGGUUCACCAUCUGGUGAGCAUUAUAGGAAUUGGAGCUGGCCUUAUCUACGGAAAGUGCGGGUCGGAGCUGGUGGCAGCAUUGUGGAUAACAGAGAUGUCGAGCCCAUUCCUGCACCUGCGAGAGCUUCUCAAGGAGAUAGGCUACAGGGACACCGACCUCAAUUUCGCAGCCGAUGCUGCAUUUGCAGCAAUAUUUUCAUUAGCAAGGAUGGUGGGUGGGCCUUACUUAACCUACAGGACUCUCUCCGCAGACAAUCCUCUAAUCAUCAAGGUGAUGGCGGUAGGGUUGCAGCUGGUGAGCGCUUUCUGGUUCUACAAGAUUGCUAGGAUGGUCAAGUACAAGCUCUCCAAGAGAUCCUCUCCCUCUUACAGGAGAAAACUUUCCUGACUGGCAUCCCUUCCCAAUCUUAGACCCCCUAAUCGAAUUAUUAUUUUUAAGGGAAAAAAAAUUAGGACAAAGUUUAACGAUUCCCUGUUGCAUUGAUUGGUCGGACAAUACUGCCUCUCAUUUGUAACUUUAAUACGGGAAGAUUGGUUACUUGAUUCUGCUCUUGUACCAUAAUAAUCGAGAAAAUCUUCAAUAAUCUUACCACAAUGAUGUGGUUAAAAUAUAUAUAUAUAUAUAUAUAUAUAUAUAUGGAAAAA
Punica granatum (pomegranate) is the source of this 1370-nucleotide messenger RNA. The record is from RefSeq and is a predicted model, not a curated record. NCBI's taxonomy places the organism in Eukaryota, Viridiplantae, Streptophyta, Magnoliopsida, Myrtales, Lythraceae.